UGGCUUCCUGCAUUUGUUGUCGGCCAUCAACUGCAGCAGACUUUCUUUUCUUGUUUUACUUCUGUCAGCUUAGGAAGAGCGGCCUAAAUGUUUCCUGCCGAGCUCCUCUCAGAGUGUUAAUCUUUUACUCACUUUGUUUCUUGCAAGAACAGUGUGAGCAGAGAGGAGAUAAAUAAAAGUAGCACACAAAAAGAUAUGAAGAUUGUGACCCUGCACUUUGUGUUCAGGGGCAUGAGAAAAGGUUUCAUUAAAAAGGGAUUAUUUGGGACUCUGUUGACACUGAAAGAUAAAGUCUUUGCCCUCGUUCCAGCUCUCUCUCUCUCUCUCUCUCUCUCUUUCUGUCUCCCCCUCACUGUAGUUGUGCUGAGAGAAGCUCAGAGUGGAGCCCAGAUCCUAUUGUGGGCUAAUUAAAUCCCCACCUUCACUGACACCCCCGCCUUCCCCCCGCCUGGCUGACCAAAAAAAAAAGGGACUGUCCUGAGCCAGACGGCAUCCUCUUCCUCUUCCUCUUCCUCUUCCUCUACCUCCGUCCUCUGCCUCCUCAUGUCCCUGAGUGCGGAGAGGAGGUCAGGGCAUUCACACACGGCCUGGCGGUGGUGGUCACACGCUCCGUGACGGGGAGGAUGGGGCUCCAGAAGAGGCUGUUGCUCGGCGUGCUGACCGUCGGCUCCCUGCUGUGCGUCUACAUGGUGUCCAUGUCCAUGUCGCCCCCCAAGCACUUCCACAUCUUUAAACACGGAACCAGCAAGAGCGGCUCAUCAGACUCUAAGGAGCCUCUUGACUUGGAGACCAGCAGAGACCAGUGGACCCAUCCGCCCCCUGCCUCCACCUUUCACCCAGAGCUCUCCUCUGGAAUGGUUCGGCAUGAACACGCACCGACUCCAACUGUAAAGACUCAAACAUCCACGCCCGCUCCACACAUACCAGCAGAGAACAAUGCCCCGGAUGUCUCAAAGUCUAGGUCCGGGUCUGACGGGGCGAACAGGACGAGGAUCAAAGCGCUGGUCCUGCAACACCAGCUCACCCGCAGUCGGACCGACAGAGCCCCCUUCAUCGGAGACACCUACAUGAUUGAAGACAUCCCACCACAAACGGACUGCCCAGACGAUAUCCAAAGUCGGGUCACAAAGACAGAAUUUGGUGGAGCGUUUCUGAAAGACAUUCCGGUACUGCAGUGGGCCGAACACGUCACCCCUGAACAGCACCAGCGCCUGAGCCGCUACCCAGGAACACACGGCUGGGGGGGGGUCGAUUACAAGACGUUGGAGGAAACUCUGUCUGUCCUCAACUCUUCUGCUAACUGGAGGAUGUUUGACGACUGGAAGGAUCGCGGCGAUAAAUCGGAGUGUAUCCGCUGUGCUGUGGUGGGAAACGGGGGGAUCCUGAAGGAUUCAAAGAAAGGGAAGGAGAUCGACGGUCACCACUAUGUCUUCAGGACCAACGGGGCGAUCAUUAAGGGCUUUGAGGAAGACGUGGGGUCUCGCACCACCCACUACACCUUCUCCACCAACACGCUGAUGAACUCCAUGAAGAACUACGCCGGCGUAGGGUACAAAGGACCCCCUCUGUCCAGCGAAACCCGAUACGUGUUUCUGCCGGAUCACGACCGCGAUUAUCUGCUGAUGAAGGCUGCAGCCACACACACUCUAGUGAAGAGAGGACGUGACCUGUCCAAAGAUCCGUCCAAGUACUUCGGAGAGGACGUGUCGGCGGCCAAGCUGAAGAUGUACCACCCCGACUUCGUCCGUUACCUCAGGAACAGAUUCCUUCGUUCCAACACUCUGAAAACCAAAUAUAAGGACAUUUACCGUCCGUCAACGGGUGCCGUGAUGCUGCUGGCUGCGCUGCACACCUGCGACCAGGUGAGCGCGUAUGGCUUCAUGACGGAGGACUACAUGAAGUACUCGGACCACUACUACGACCAAAUCUUCCACCCGGUGGGCUUCUUCAUCAACCACGACCUGAAACUGGAGAUGAUUCUGUGGCAGAAGCUGCACAAGGCCAGCCUCAUACAACUCUACAUGCACAAGUGAAUUCAGGUUGAAUCCUGCCUGGUCUCUAAGACUCUCUGAACUGAGCAGAACACUUUUUUUAUUUUUAUUAUUGACAGCUGCAGUGAAUGUUCAGCAUGGAGAAUUUUUUUUUUUUUUUUUUUUUUUUUUUUUUUUAAAGUAUUUGUAUAAAUUAUUUUUAAAGAAAAACAUUUUGUUCUCCUAGAAAAAUGGGUCCAAACGUUCAAAACCAGACUAAAUUUGGUUAAAAAGAAUUUGAUCAAUAUUUCGUCGUCCACUUGGAUUCAGGCUGAAAUAAUUCAACAGCUAUAGAAUAUAUCCUGAUUUAUUAUUUUUAUCCUGCAUUCGUCUGGUUAAAACUUGAAUUAUGUUGAAUAUGUCUACAGUUCACUUUUAAUCUGUUUACAUUGAGGUAAAUCCUGUUAAAGUCCACAGAGCGCUCGUGUUCUGUGGACUUUGUGAGAGCAGCGUUGGAUUUAAGCACCACAGCGCCUUUAUUUGUUUGAGGUCACAGAAUAGUCGUGUCUUCGUUCCUCCUUUUUUAGGAGGAAUUUACGAGAUGCAAAGAGUUGAGGACUUGAACCAUGUUUUGUGAAAGAAGAAGCGAGAAAUGUCAUCAGUUUUUGAUUUUAUUGUAUUAUUUUGUACAGCUAACGUGACUGUCAAAGCAAUGAGCUUACAGAUUGUUUUAUUGAUUUUUAUUGAACUCUUCUAUAUAUUGUUUUACAACUUUAUAGACUUGAAUCUUAAUUUCAGUCCUGGUUUAUCUAGAAUUUCUAUUUAAGUGAAAACAAAAGCAUUGAGCUCAUAGCUCAGCAGUCUGGAGUCCAUACUGACUUAUUUUUCGGACUCGUGUGCAUAAUUCUAUUUUAAUUGUGUAAGAGAAACUGUAAUAAUAGCAUUUUUCCAGUAAUGUCACCACAGACACACCGUUCACACAACUGCAAACAUAUAAAUCUUGCUGUACUUUCAAUCACCGAUCCUUUCGGCAUAGAUGGCGGCUUAACGGACAUUUAUGUAAAUAGAGUCUUAGAGAUUGCAAUUUAAGGCACGCGCUCGACGUCUGCAUUGAAUCAUUUUUUUCACCCGUUAUUUACAUUUGAUCGCCACGUUUCCUAGCUCAGAGCGCGUCAUACAAUCAUUCUCUGGCUGAGUCACAGUCGUGUCUCGUUACCGUGAGAUACAGUGUGUUGACAAGAGAUAAGACUGCAAUCUGUUCGGCCGCUUUUCUUUAAAUAUCCUGUCCAACGCCUUAAAUACACGGUCUGAUCCCUGCUGGCAGUGACCAAGUCUAUUCUGACAUUUACUCAGAUUACAUUAUCUGUGUGUUUUACUGUGGAAGGUAACAAUAAGUGAUGAAAGAGCUCAUUGGGGAAAGGGGUAUUUAGUUUAAGGGACUUAAUUUAUUUGUUUUUUUUAAGCACACAAGUGUACUUUUUGUUCACAAGGUGCCACAGUGUGAUGAUGAGAACACCACGUCGGCUCCACUGGACUCUCAGUGCCUUUUUUCUUUAAAUGUGAAGUAGUUUGGUUGUUGUUGCUGAGGUGGACAUUUCUGAGAUGAUUCUGGACGUUUCCAUAACAACACAAAGGAGGAAGUCGUUGACAUUUUCACUCUGUUGUGGAUUUUCGCCAAGGACUCGUCUGGUGGAAUCUGGACACCUGGACUCGUCUCUGAACCGCAGCACCGACGGGCAAAAAAAUGUCUCCACUGAACCCAGAACUGGACUGAGGCAUCACGUCCUCCAUUUCAAUAUCAGAAUUAUUGUAAUAACAGCAAUGACGACACACUGUAGGUCUGAGAUGGAGGGGCGAGAAAAGAAACCAAAGACAAACUGCUAAUCAGGGACCAUUUCUAUUUAACAUUUCCUUUUUUUUUGUGCAACGUGGAAUCAAUACAUAUUCUGACAAAGUGAUACAGUUGACUGAAGUGUUGGGUUGUAUUCUAACAAACUGCAAACAGGGAAGGGGAAAACUUUAUAGUGCAAUUUCUGAUUUUGAACUUUUAAAAUCUGUAUAAACUGACCUGUGAUUUUAUCUCAGCUGGUUUGUGAGUCUUUCUUUCUUUGUUGUCUGGUCCCAUAAUUUAGUUUAA
This is a messenger RNA of Anoplopoma fimbria (sablefish), 4107 nucleotides long. It is a transcript of the gene st6galnac, whose product is annotated as ST6 (alpha-N-acetyl-neuraminyl-2,3-beta-galactosyl-1,3)-N-acetylgalactosaminide alpha-2,6-sialyltransferase. Gene Ontology annotation, molecular function: sialyltransferase activity. Lineage: Eukaryota; Metazoa; Chordata; Actinopteri; Perciformes; Anoplopomatidae. The record is from RefSeq and is a predicted model, not a curated record.